This is a messenger RNA of Triticum turgidum subsp. durum (durum wheat), 840 nucleotides long. The record is from the annotation of a GenBank genome assembly. NCBI's taxonomy places the organism in Eukaryota, Viridiplantae, Streptophyta, Magnoliopsida, Poales, Poaceae.
AUGGAGACGCAGAGCGCGAAGAAGGCGAGGACGCCGCCGCCAAAUGUGCCCCAAGAAGAAGAAUCCACCAAUGCUUCCAACAUGCCUCGAGGAGGAACAAGCCAAGAAUACACCGUGGAGGCGGACGGAUUGGGAUGCGAGAUCUGCUUCGAACCUUUUGACGACCAGAUCUUCAUGUGCAAGAAUGGGCAUCCUGCAUGCGGAACCUGCUGCAUCCGCAUGGACCGGCUCUGCUUCUGCACCGACCCCAUCGGCGACAUCCGGUGCCGGCCGCUGGAGAAGAUCCUGGCGGCCAUGACCAGGCCCUGCGCCUAUGUGACCUACGGCUGCAAGGAGAUCGUCAGCUACUCCGGGAGGAGGAGCCACGAGAAGGUGUGCCCGUUCGCGCCGUACCACUGCCCGUUCGACGGCUGCACCUACCAAGGCCUGGAGGUGUACACCCACAUACGCGACCGCCACGCCCCGUCCGCCGUGAUCGUGCGCGGCGGCAGCCAGCGCUUGGACGUCACGCUGGAGAAGAAGACGCCCUUCCGCGUGCUCCUGCACCGCGAUGGGGCCAGCGUCUUCCUCCUGCUUAACGGCGGCGACGUCCUGUGCGGGCGCUCGCUGUCGCUCGUCUGCAUGGGACCUCGCCCCACGGGGAACGCCGGCGUGAAGUACAAGAUGGAGGUGAAGAGGCGGAGCGACCCGGACGCGCCCGUGCUGUGGAGCUCCGGGGCCGCGCCCUUCGUCCGGCGGCUGAAGGAUUUCCAUGCCAAAGGGUUCCUGUUCGUCCCAGACUCCUACUGGGACUCCUACGACAGCGUCUCGGUCACGGUGCAUCUCACCGACGGCUGGUGA